AGAACGUAGGGCAGCUAUCUACGUCGCGAUUGCUCCUCUACCUUUCGGUCCUAGUAGGCCUACGGCGACACAUUGUGAUCCCAGCAGCGACACCGGCCCUGAGGUUUUUUGUGAUUUUUGCAGGAUGAAGAAAAGGAAAGUAUCGUAAAAAGCACCUGCAUUUCCAAAGUUGUCACAGAGAACUCAUCAUGCCGAUGCUGCCAACGGACCAGGCCGAAGUGACGCAACCCGCUGCAGCCGAGCUCCCGCGAGCAGCCGACGUAACAAAAGAUUCCAAGGAAAUGUCCGUGUCCUCGAGCGAGCCUACGCCCGCCCAGAUAGUGGAGGGAAAUAAAAUUGAUCUCUCUACUGGAGCGCCGACAUCAGAUCCCGAUGUUUCAACCCAGCAGAAACAGCAGCAGAGCUUCAUCCUGCAGGUAAAAUGGAAAAAAGAGGUCUAUGACAUCGAAAUCGGGCACGACCUCCAUGUUUACAUGGUGGAGGAGCUGAAGCACGAGCUCUUUUUAUCAAAAGGAAAAAUGCCCCCACCCCCGAACUUGGGAGCAGUUGUAUUGCAAACCUUUCCAAAUGAAACAUUCCUUCGCCCUCUUGCAUCUAUCAGCAUCACAAGUUUCCAAUCGUGAAUAGCAAGAAUUUGUCUUGCAAAAGACCCCAGCAAAAGCGGCGCUUGUCAUGCAAGCGAUGCGAUACACGCCUAGACUCUGCAACAGAAAGAUUCAUACUCCUUUCAUGCAUGACAAAAAGUUUUCAUUUGGAAACUUCGCAUCACAAAUUUUUGCAAUUUCAGGGGUGGGGGGCAUUUUUCACUGUAAUACUUUUCCCUCACCGAGAUUCUGCCGCACCGCCAGAAACUCGUGUACAAGGGUAAAACGAUCAAGGAGGAGGAGCUCGAACCGGCGGCCUCCCUGCAAAGCGGUCCACGGAAGAAACCGCUAUCACUGGCGGUCUACUUCCUCAGCUUGGUUCCGAAAGAAGAGAUGAAAACCGAUGGAACACCAGGAGGAGAAACUGCAGCGGGGGCGAAGAUCCUAAACCCGAGCUCUCCGGUCAUGCUUCUAGGGUCGCCGGAAACAGAGAUCAAUGCCAUGAUGGACGUGUUUAACGACCUGGCCAGUUCCACCGUAUCCUGCGCAAAAGUCCUUGGCACGACGAUCAUAUGCGGUUUUGAGUCGUGGUCUUUUUGCACCACGAAGGAAGCUUGCCAGCCAGAGAUGAGACAUCGUUUAAUAUUUACAGCGUUCUACUCUACUUCACUAUUUCUAAAUCUGUCUCGUGGCCUUGUGAUUCUGAAAGCGGAGAACAAGUCUUCCGAUGUCGUGCGUAUGAUCCUAUCAAAAACGCGUAUCGUCAAUACGUAUGAGUACUCUUGCCCGCUGCAUACCCCGACACGCUGGACGAUUUCGAGGACGACGACUUUGACGACGAGGCAAAUAACAACUACAGCUCGUCCACGGUGUUUCAACCGGUGUUGUCAGAAACCGACGACGCCAAGAUUGCCAAGCGCGUGGCGCGCGGCAAGGACUACAUCGAAAUCGUGAACCCGCCGCGGCCGGGGAAGAAGCUGCUCAUGCUCGACAUUGACUACACCUUUUUCGACCACCGCACCCCGGCAGAAAGUGCGCUGCAGCUUCGCCGACCGUACCUCAUGGAGUUCCUCACCGCCGUGUACCCGCAUUACGACAUUGGCAUUUGGUAUCCAACGGAAAUGAGUCGCCUAUUUCUUCAUCUCAAUGCGUGAAGUAAGUGUGAGGGAGUAAAGAACUAUAAGAAAGACCGAGGCAAUUAUGCUGGAACAAUUUUGUAUAAGAUUUUGCUCAAUACUCACAUGAUUAUAUUAGCACCUUGAGACCACGUAGGGAGUUGAUGGCGUAGUUUUUCCGUAGCAUAUCUGGUCCGCGACCGGGAAGCAGUGGAUCGAUUUGAAGCUGCAGCAGCUGGAAAUUCUGGCCGCCCCAGCGACCGCGUUCAACCUUUGCAUCGUGCUCGACGCGCGGGCCAUGAUCAGCACCUGGUCCGCGAAAAAGCAAACGGUGGUGAAAGUCAAGCCUUUGGAGGUGAUUUGGCGCUACGCCAAGCAGAUGAACUACGGCGCAAACUUCAAUCCCGAGAACACGAUCAUGUUUGACGAUUUGGGCCGGAAUUUUCUGCUGAACCCCCAGCAAGGACUCAAGAUCCGGCCCUUCAAGAACGCACUCACAGACGGGAGGACCGACACUGAGCUGCUGAAACUGAAAGACUACCUGCUGAAGAUCAAGGACCUGCCCAGCUUCAAGUUCUUAAAUCACAAGAAGUGGGAAAAGUAUCUGAAAAACGGGGAUGGAGGCCUUGCCCACGAACAAAAACGACAGAAAAAAUGAACCAAAACUUCUACUUCACUUGUUACGCGACAGCUUUCUUAUAUCGUUUCCAUUUCAUCAUAAUGCAGACUGAAAGAAUGCAAGUGCAGGUGCGCCACCUAAUAUGAUCGCAACAAAAAGAGAUAGUCGCAAGCAUUAAAGACUUCUGUUCCCG
Messenger RNA from Amoebophrya sp. A120, 2511 nucleotides. The record is from the annotation of a GenBank genome assembly. NCBI's taxonomy places the organism in Eukaryota, Dinophyceae, Syndiniales, Amoebophryaceae.